AUGUAUCAGUGCCACUCCAUCUUCAACGGUCCCGGUUUGCUUUCUGGGGAGAAGAACCUCAUUUAUAGCGCGCCAACAGGUGGCGGAAAGAGCCUAGUUGCUGAUGUCUUGAUGUUAAAGGAGGUCCUCAAAGAGCCUGGUUCAAAAGCAUUGCUCGUUCUUCCCUAUGUUGCCCUCGUUCAAGAAAAAGUACGCUGGCUACGAAAUGUGGUAGACGGACUGAAGCGGCCAUCUAGAAGUUCUGAAGAUGGCACGGUGAGCCGCUGGAGGAGACGUGCCGAUGAAGACGUGAUUAGAGUCGCGAAUUCCCUUCUCAACGUCGCAAUUGAGGAUGGCGGGGUCAGCGAUCUCAAGUCCGUCGUUCUCGACGAACUACACAUGAUCGACGACGAUCACCGGGGCUACCUUCUCGAGCUCCUCUCGGCGAAGCUACUGUCUCUAGAUCAGAAGGUUCAAAUCAUCGGAAUGAGCGCCACCAUCUCUAACAUCAGACUCCUAGCUAAAUGGCUCAACGGUCAUGCCUACGUAACAAACUACAGGCCAAUUCCCAUCAAAGAACAUCUAGUUUAUGAUGGACGGAUAUAUCCCGCGGACAACCCUCGUCAGAUUGCAAAAGCAGCAACACAGCCAAAUUCGGACUCAAGUCUAAAUAGCCUAGAUGUCGAGCCGUUGAGGCAGAUAGAGUCAUCUACACACAAAGAGCUUUCAGAUCCAAUCCUCAACGCCGUUGUAGCACUAGCAUGUGAAACCGCCAUGGCCGGCUACGGAGCUUUGGUUUUCGCUGGGAGUCGGCAAGCUUGCGAGUCUAUAUCCCGGUUGGCCGGCCUCACAACAGAGGAGCGAGACAUCAUUGCCAAAGCGUACGAUUCUGGGGCUCUAAAGAUCUGUAUCGCAACCUGCAGCCUCGCUGCUGGUAUAAACCUGCCUGCCCGUCGGGUUAUCCUGCAUAGCGCCCGUAUGGGGAGAGAUUUUGUGGGCCCAGCAUUGCUGCGACAGAUGCGAGGUCGGGCUGGCCGUAAGGGGAAAGAUGAGGUUGGAGAAACAUAUCUUUGUUGUCGGCAGCCGGACCUAGAGCCUGUUGUAGAGCUUCUACAAGCUGAGAUGCCAAACAUCACAAGCUGCCUCAAUACGGAUAAGAGGCGGAUGAAGCGUGCACUACUCGAAGUCAUCGUCAUUCGCCUUGCAACAACCCGGGAAUCGAUUGACGAGUACGCCAAGAAAUCGCUUUUCCACUAUUCGAACGGACUCUCGGAAACGAUCUCUUGUGUUAACUCUAGUCUUUUGGAGUUAGAACGUAUGGAAUUUAUACAGUAUCACGAGGAUGACUCCGCCUAUGUCGCAACCCAACUUGGAAAGGCAGUCGUAGCUUCAUCCAUUGAUCCGGAAGACGGGCUCUUCGUUUACGGAGAACUCAAAGGGGCCCUUAAAGCAUUCGUAAUGGACGGCGACAUGCAUGUCAUUUACACUUUUACGCCCGUUAGUACCACUGAUAUACUCGUCAACUGGAAGGUGUUUCUCGAUAUGGUUGAGACUCUCGACGAAAGUGGACAUCGAGUCAUGAAUCUCCUUGGAAUCAAGAUUCCGCUCAUCUUAAGGAUAUCACAGGGGGCAAAUCUGCCCGAAUCCACACAAGCAGAGAAGGACGCUGCUCGAAGAUAUCGGAGAUUCUACCUUGCUCUUCAACUCCGCGACAUAUGCAAUGAGGUACCAAUACAUUCGGUCGCUAGAAAGUACUCUAUGCCACGAGGAACCGUCCAAGUUCUCGCACAAUCGGCCCAGGGCUUUGCAGUCGGCAUGAUCAAAUUUUGCGAGGUGAUGGGUUGGGGAGUUCUUGCCGUGGCCCUAGACCACUUCUCUGAUCGCCUAAAGGCAGGCGCAAGAGCUGACCUUCUCUCCUUGGCCAAGAUCACGUUCGUGAAAAGCCGUACCGCGAGGGUAUUUUGGGACAAUGGUUACCGAAGCCCGGCGGCCGUUGCCAACGCCGACCCCAAGGAAUUGGUCCCGGUCCUGAUGCAGGCCCAGCCAAAUAAGAUCCGCAUCAAAGGACAGGAAGAGGAUGAUAAGUACUACGAAAAGCUCUUGACCAAGGCAGGAAUCAUUGUAGAAUCGGCAAACAAGAUAUGGGCAACGGAAAUGCAGGAAGACAACCUAGACGAGGAGGAGUGA
This is a messenger RNA of Parascedosporium putredinis, 2166 nucleotides long. The record is from the annotation of a GenBank genome assembly. Lineage: Eukaryota; Fungi; Ascomycota; Sordariomycetes; Microascales; Microascaceae.